AUGCUCGGUGCAAAUGUCAAGUGCUGUGAGACUGAGAUUUGUGAUGAGAAUCCGGAAGAUGUGAAGGUUUAUAAGCGGCAGGCAGAUGGAAAGGGAACAGGGCAACACGGGAAGAAGGGGAAACCUCCAACGAUGCACAGAGCGACAGAGCUGAAGGUGUUUAAAGGUGGAACCAACCUGAGGAAGCAAAAAUCACUCACGAAUCUUUCGUUCCUGACUGAUGCAGAAAAGAAGAUGCAGCUGUACGAGCCGAAAUGGUGCGAUGAUAUGUCAAAGUCGGCUCAAACGCUGGGGAAGGGAGGGUUCAAGCAUAAAGAUGCACCGAUGUCUAAAUCUUUGUCAAAAUCGGAGCACUCACUGUUUCAGGGCAAGUUGGCCCCGAGUGUGAACAAGCCUCUUGCAGCACCCUCCACCCGUGGGAUACCAAGCAGGAUCCCACGAGGACCCUGGGCUGAAGUCAAGCCACUGAGCAAAUCGACUGAAGCCAGCACUGGCGACGGCAGCAAGUCAGACGAUGAAAUAUUGUCCAGCAAAGCUAAAAAUGUUAAAAAACCAACUCCGGCCACAAGCAAGAGCCAGCAGCCUGAAGAGAAAGCUUAUUUGAAGGUGGAUCCUGAGCUUGUUGUCACAGUGCUGGGUGACCUAGAACAGCUUCUGUUCAGCCAGAUGCUUGAUCCAGAAACACAGAGAAAACGAACUGUUCAAAAUAUUGUAGAUCUUCGACAGAAUCUGGAAGACACCAUGUCGAGUUUGAGGGGAUCCCAGAUAACCCAUAGUGCUUUAGAUUCAACCUUUGAUAGUGACAUUAGUGCUGAAAUGAAUGCCAGAAGCCGUGGCACAAGUUCAUCUAAUCGAUCUUCACCAUUAUCCUGGCGGUACGGCCAAGCAAGUCCACGUCUUCAGGCAGGGGAUGCACCUUCUGUAGGCAGUGGAUGCCAACCUGGAGGAAAUUCUGGCUGGUUUGUUCGGGGAGACUCCUCUCAUUACUCACAUACCAUGCCCAUGCGGAGUUCCAGUAAAUCAUGUAAUAUUUCUCACUUGGACUUGGAGUCUCUGGAUACUGAUGAUGUAGACCUGAAGUCCAUCAGUGCUGACAUGUCUGGCUAUAUGAGUGACAGUGAUUUGAUGGGGAAGACAAUGAAUGAUGAUGACAUUACAACUGGGUAA
Molecule: messenger RNA, 1167 nt
Organism: Hemiscyllium ocellatum (epaulette shark)
Lineage: Eukaryota; Metazoa; Chordata; Chondrichthyes; Orectolobiformes; Hemiscylliidae
Product: neuron navigator 1
Exons: 3
Coding region: 1-1167 (388 amino acids)
Biological process (GO): neuron migration; nervous system development; neurogenesis
Cellular component (GO): axon initial segment; microtubule cytoskeleton
Source: RefSeq, a predicted model, not a curated record